GCCGCCCGGGGGGGGGCGCGUCACGGAGGCGGCCCAAGAUGGCGGCGGCCAUGCUGGGCCCCGGGCGCGUCAGUGCGCAGGCAGCGGCCCGGCCCCGCCGCGCCCCCCGCCGCCGGUUCUGAAGCCCGGGCCGCCCGCCCCGAUACACACGUUGGCGGCGGCUUUGCGGGGGUGUGGGGCGGCGGCGCGGGGCGGCCGGCCCCGGAGCCCUCAGCGCCAUGGACGGGCCUGGCGCGGCGGCGGGAGGGGGCGGCGGCGGAGGCCCCGGCGGUAGCAACGUGCCCGCGUUCCUCACCAAACUAUGGACGCUGGUGGAGGAUCCCGACACCGACGCGCUUAUCUGCUGGAGUCCGAGCGGAAACAGCUUCCAUGUGUUUGACCAGGGCCAAUUCGCCAAGGAGGUGCUUCCCAAGUACUUCAAACACAACAACAUGGCCAGCUUUGUACGGCAGCUCAACAUGUAUGGCUUUCGCAAGGUUGUCCACAUCGAGCAGGGCGGGCUGGUGAAGCCGGAGAAGGACGACACGGAGUUCCAGCACCCCUACUUCAUCCGCGGCCAGGAGCACCUCCUGGAGAACAUCAAGAGGAAGGUCACCAGUGUAUCCAGUAUAAAGAACGAGGAUAUAAAGGUUCGGCAAGACAACGUCACCAAGCUGCUGACGGACAUCCAGGUGAUGAAGGGGAAGCAGGAGAGCAUGGACUCCAAGCUGAUGGCCAUGAAGCACGAGAACGAGGCGCUGUGGCGGGAGGUGGCCAGCCUGCGGCAGAAGCACGCGCAGCAGCAGAAGGUUGUCAAUAAGCUUAUCCAGUUUUUGAUUUCAUUGGUGCAAUCCAACCGUAUCCUCGGGGUGAAGAGGAAGAUCCCCCUGAUGUUGAACGACAGCAGUUCAGCACAUUCCAUGCCGAAGUACAGUCGCCAGUACUCCCUGGAGCACGUCCACGGCUCUUCCCCGUACACGGCUUCUUCCCCAGCAUACAGCGGCUCCAACCUCUACUCCCCGGAUUCUUCAGCCAACUCCGGUCCCAUCAUCUCAGACGUGACCGAGCUCGCCCAGUCCAGCCCUUCGGCGUCUCCCAGCGACAGCUUGGACGAAAGGAGCAGCCCUGUGGUCCGUAUCAAAGAAGAACCCCCCAGUCCCGCCCGCAGCCCCCAGAUCGAGGAGGCCAGCCCGGGGAACCCCCCGGCCGUGGAGACCCCGCUGUCCCCCUCCACCUUCAUCGACUCCAUCCUACAGGAGAACGACCCCAGCAGCACCACCGCGGCCGCCGGCGACAGCGCCCCGCAGCCCCCGCCCCCCGAAAAGUGCCUCAGCGUCGCCUGCCUCGACAAGAACGAGCUCAACGACCACCUGGACACCAUCGAUUCCAACCUGGACAACCUGCAGACCAUGCUGACCACGCACGGCUUCAGCGUGGACACCAGCGCGCUGCUGGACCUCUUCAGCCCCUCGAUGACGGUUACAGACAUGAACCUCCCCGACCUGGACAGCAGCCUCGCCAGCAUCCAGGAUCUCCUCUCGUCCCAGGAGCAGCAGAAACCGGCGGAGACGGAGCCCGGCGCGGCAGACACAGGGAAGCAGCUGGUGCACUACACGGCCCAGCCCCUCUUCUUGGUGGACUCGAGCGCCGUGGACGUGGGCGGCGGGGACCUGCCCAUCUUCUUCGAGCUGGGCGAAGGGCCCUAUUUCACGGACGGGGACGAGUACGCCGAGGAUCCCACCAUCUCCCUCUUGUCCGGGACUGAGCAGCCCAAACCCAAGGACCCUGCGAUAUCCUAAAGCCGGGCGCGGGGGCGACGAACAGGACGACUCACCGCACUGAAGGGAAACGCAGCCGCCAGCUCCCGCCUUGGCACAGACAUUGCGAGCGCUCGCGCCCUCCGGCUCGUGUUUGCUUCCCCGGCGCCGCGCGGACCCCGAUUGUGUGUGUGCUUCACCAGGUGUGUUCAGCCCGCUUCCCAGAGCCCGCGGCGCGCCGAGACAGGACCGCGGCACCGCCCGCUCGCCCUCGGCUCCGCGUCCCCGACCAGGCGGCACGGGGGGCGUCCCCUCCAGCGCUCACCGCGCGGCUUUGCCGAGGGGGGAGCUCCGCGUCCCCCUCCCCGGAGAGGCCGAUAGGAUGGUUUUUAACGAGAGAAAUAAAGGUUUGCGCUGCGGCGCCGGA
Columba livia (rock pigeon) is the source of this 2163-nucleotide messenger RNA. RefSeq names its product heat shock transcription factor 1 (gene HSF1). The transcript is spliced from 13 exons. Gene Ontology annotation, biological process: regulation of DNA-templated transcription. Gene Ontology annotation, molecular function: DNA-binding transcription factor activity; sequence-specific DNA binding. The record is from RefSeq and is a predicted model, not a curated record. Bases 219 to 1778 code for a protein of 519 amino acids. NCBI's taxonomy places the organism in Eukaryota, Metazoa, Chordata, Aves, Columbiformes, Columbidae.